This is a messenger RNA of Mesorhabditis belari, 2673 nucleotides long. NCBI's taxonomy places the organism in Eukaryota, Metazoa, Nematoda, Chromadorea, Rhabditida, Rhabditidae. The record is from the annotation of a GenBank genome assembly.
AUGCGGAUCUCAGGCGGGGGUGGUGGGGCCAUGAAGAUGGAAUCAUUUGAAAUUGUCGACCCAAAUAAAGAGCACGCCUACAAGUACAUUAUUACGAUCUCUUCGGCUUUAUCGAUCAUCUCGAUUUUGACGCUUUGUCUGAUCGUUCCCUCCCUCUACAAUCUCGUCGACAACACCUCAAAGUUCAGCAAACAAGAUUUUCUGUAUUGUGAGAAUGCGGCCGCCGAUCUCGAGCUUGAAAUGUCCUCGUUGAAGGAUCGAUUCGUUGACUUGACCAAGAAUCGAACGAAGAGAGGUGGAAACUACGGCCAACACUACAAUCCGAUGAUGCUCGCCGCUGACAGUCCACAGUUUCAAGAGUGUCCUGCCUGUUGUACCCCGGGAGAACGAGGACCGACUGGAGAUUCGGGUCUACCUGGCAUGAAUGGAGCUCCAGGUCCAGAUGGAGCACCUGGACGCCCGGGCACCACACCAAACGCGAGUUGUAUCCCAGAGCGAGUCUUCGAGCCGCCACCAUGUCUCCCCUGUCCACAGGGUCCUCGAGGAGUGCCCGGACAUCCCGGCUUCCCCGGAGAUCCUGGAGAUCCAGGAAUCUCUGGACGACCAGGCGCUGAUGGAAUGCCUGGAAAAGUCGGAGAACCAGGCCCGCCUGGCCCUCCUGGACCACCUGGCCCCAUUGGACCCCCGGGAGACUUUGGACGAACCCCUGAGGCUCACAUCAUUCCAGGACCACCAGGAGAUGCGGGAGAUCCUGGCCCAUGGGGACCACCAGGUCAUCCAGGAACCCCGGGCGAAGACGGCUACCCUGGAACUCCUGGAGAAAAGGGAUGGCCUGGUCCACCCGGCCCACCAGGACCCAUGGGAUCUUCUGGACCACUUGGACCAAAGGGAGAAGAAGGACCGUCUGGUACUCCGGGCACAUGCGUGUGCCAGGAUACAGAAGUCGUGAUGGACGAUGUAAGAGGAAAAGUGGCCGCGCCUAAGGAUUCGUUUACAGCAGGAGCUGGGGAUAGUGGAUAUCCAGAGAAAACCGCUCCCGUUGGAUAUGAUGGAGGAGGCUCUCCAUCAGCCGCCCCAACUCUUCACUCAAAAGUGUCAAACUCUGGUUACGCGAAUGAGACGCCCACGCAUCACACGGCCAACAAUGAAUAUUUAGCCUAUCGCCAUCGACGAAAACGCAAUCGACCUCCCCGCGGGGUAUGCCGACUCCUGUGCCGAGAAAGAAAACGUCAAUCUUUUUCGAAUCUACGACCAGAAGUGAUUGAGGAAGUUGAGAAAAGUGUCGAGUUGAGAUUGAAGAAAGACGAAGAGGAGAUUGAGGUAAUUCAAGCAGCCAAAGUUACCACAAAACGUACUGUAAAAGCCGUCAAAAAACAGAAAAAAGAGAAAAAACGGGAAAACGAAGAGAAAGAAGGGGAAAAGAAAGCGAAAAAGCAAAAGAAAACAACAAAAGAAGUGUACAUUGACGAUAACGGGAACGUCAUCCCGGAGACUCCAAAACGCAAAUCGUUGAUUCUACGCUUUCUGCGACGCGUUUUUCGUCCGAUUCUCCAUCCAGCAAAAACUUUUAGAAGCAAGAAAAAGGUACAAUUGCUGCCUCCUACUCGUUGUGCGCCGAGGACGUCGUAUCUGUGCGGAGCUUCCCCGGGCUCUGGCCAUUCCACCAUGAAAAGACUCAGCGAAACGGGGAGCUGCCCGGCUUCGAAUUCACGUCAAAGGAUAUACCGAUACGUUACCGGAGUACAGAUUGCCUUUAGUGCAAUCUCUUUACUUGUGAUAUGUUUAACCCUGCCCGCUAUGUACAAUCACGUGCAAACGACCAUCGAGUACGUCGAGAAUGAGAUGGCGUUUUGUGAGCAAUCAAACGAGGAGGCGCUUGCUGAGCUCGAGUACGGAAAGAUGAGCAUCAAUGGUACGAAGAGGUCAAAGAGACGAGCCUUUGGAUUUGGCGCAAUGCUCCGACGAAGAUCCUAUGGCGAUGAGGUCACCGGGACGCCUCUUGAAACCGAAUGCCCAGGUUGCUGUAUUCCUGGCCCGCCAGGACCCAGAGGACCAUCCGGAAAGCCGGGAAAACCCGGUAAUCCGGGUCUUGCUGGAAAGCCCGGCAUCCCGGGUACCACUCCAAAUCAGACUUGCCCCCUGAUGACCCAAAGAGAGCCACCACCGUGCAGACCAUGCCCAAAGGGACCACCUGGAAUCAAGGGAUGGCCAGGCUUCCCAGGAGACCCUGGACCGAUGGGACCUCCAGGAAAGAAAGGAGAUGAUGGAGAAGAUGGAGCUCCUGGAGAAACUGGCCCCACUGGCCCACCUGGGUACAAGGGAGGACCUGGUGCACCUGGAGACAAAGGGCCAACACCCGAAGGAGAGCUGAAAGAGGGACCACCUGGAGAUCCCGGACCACCAGGUCCCGUGGGAGCUAGUGGCAUGUCUGGUUUGCCGGGACGGAACGGUGGAAACGGUCCGCAAGGCGACCGAGGUUGGCCAGGCACUCCUGGGGAAUCGGGAGAGCCCGGUUAUCCAGGCCCUGAGGGUUCAAUGGGUGGCCUGGGUCCACCUGGCGAACCUGGAGUCUGCAUCUGCCAAAAUGUCGACUCAAUCAUCAUGGUAAACCCUGGAAGUCAACCGCGAAUCCAAGCCGCCGACUACAUUCCACAUGGUGGCUCUGGGGGCUAC